AUGAGUAGAGCCAUUACUAGAGCACAAUUGGAUAAGGUCGUGCGUAGCAUCACCAAAUUCUACCCUCAAAAGUACGCAGAUAAGAGUUGGGACAAUACGGGUCUCCUCAUUGAUUGUUCCACCGGUGCCAGUGCGAACAUUCAAGCCAAGAUUCUUCUAACGGUGGAUCUUACCAAGUCAGUGGCUCAAGAAGCCAUGGAUACUGACUGCAACGUGAUCAUCGCCUACCAUCCUUUUAUUUUCCCCAGUUGGAACAGGUUGAAUCCUCUCACGAACCCACAACACGAGACAGCCAUAAAGCUAAUUCAAAACGGAAUAUCCGUAUACUGCCCCCACACUGCAGUGGAUGCUGCUCGCGGCGGUGUCAACGACUGGCUGGUCAACGGCUUGAACAACGGGGAGAACGUCGCAAAGUCCUAUGCCUUGGAAACUGUCAGCGGUGAAAACGACGACAUGGUCGGCUACGGUAGAUUCGUAGAGUUCGGUAAAGACAUUUCUUUGAGGCAGAUCAUUGAGAAUGUCAAGCGUGCCUUGCGGGUUCCUCAUGUACAAGUGGCAUCUGCUGCCGUUCCUUCCACAUGGGACCAAGUAAUGAUCAAAAAAGCUGCUAUUUGCGCCGGAAGUGGGUCUGGCGUAUUCAAGCAACUGAAAGAAGAUGUGGAUCUUUACUAUACUGGUGAGAUGUCCCAUCACGAAGUGCUGAAGUGGAAAGAAAUGGGCAAGACCGUUAUUGUCUGCAACCACUCAAACACCGAGCGAGGCUUCUUACAAGACGUUAUGCAUGGGCUACUGAAAGAUGAAGGUCUUGAGGUGCUUGUCAGCAAGAACGACCACGACCCUUUGACUGUUGUUUAG
This is a messenger RNA of Saccharomyces kudriavzevii IFO 1802, 855 nucleotides long. RefSeq lists its product as uncharacterized. Lineage: Eukaryota; Fungi; Ascomycota; Saccharomycetes; Saccharomycetales; Saccharomycetaceae. The record is from RefSeq and is a predicted model, not a curated record. The coding region runs from base 1 to 855 and encodes 284 amino acids. The transcript has a single exon. Gene Ontology annotation, cellular component: mitochondrion; cytoplasm.